Molecule: messenger RNA, 786 nt
Organism: Euleptes europaea (tarantolino)
Lineage: Eukaryota; Metazoa; Chordata; Lepidosauria; Squamata; Sphaerodactylidae
Product: zinc finger protein 135-like
Exons: 2
Coding region: 1-786 (261 amino acids)
Biological process (GO): regulation of transcription by RNA polymerase II
Molecular function (GO): RNA polymerase II cis-regulatory region sequence-specific DNA binding; DNA-binding transcription factor activity, RNA polymerase II-specific
Source: RefSeq, a predicted model, not a curated record
AUGUUGCAGGUGCCGAUGCUGUUAGGGGAGGUAGCUGUGAGAUUCUCGGAGGCUGAGAAAGCUCCAUCAGGCUUCGAGCCCCAGCCGUGCACUGUGGCCAAGGAGGAAGAUGAUGGAGAUGCCCACUUGCCGGGCCAGGGGUGGCUGACCAUAAAUCAGGGUGAGAAAUCUGCACCAGAAAAUUCAGACAGAGAUGGAUUAUUUGGAACACCUACAGAAAACGCAGACAAAACUGGCCCUCAGUGUUGUGAUCAGGAAAAUGCCCUCUAUGAUCAGCCGAGAGUAGAGUUCCAGCAAGAAACUGACCUGGGGAAGCUCAUGGAUGGAUCUGUUCCUUAUGGAGGGUCUUACAUAGAUCUGGGAGGAAUGACAGUCCAGCAGAGGAGCCAUACCAGCAAGAGACACAGCGCCUAUGGUGCUUAUGGGAAGAGCUUCUGCCACAGCGGGAGUUCCCUGAAAUACAAGCGCAUGCGCAAGAGAGGAAAGCCCCACAACUGUUUGGUGUGUGGGAAGUGUUUCCUUUACAGCUCUGGCCUCGCCACCCAUCAGCGCAUCCACACCGGAGAGAAGCCAUACAAGUGCUCGGAGUGCGGGAAGACCUUCAUCUGCAGCUCGGACCGCAACCGCCAUCAGAGGACUCACACGGAAGAGAAACCGUAUGAGUGCACUGACUGUGGGAAAAGCUUCCGACAGCGGUUCAGCCUCAGCAGGCACCGCAGGGUCCAUACUGACGAGAACCCGUAUAUCACAUCCUCCGAAUGUGGGGAAAGCUCCGUUAUGAGCUGA